Serinus canaria (Common canary) is the source of this 1203-nucleotide messenger RNA. RefSeq names its product methyltransferase 21C, AARS1 lysine (gene METTL21C). Gene Ontology annotation, biological process: peptidyl-lysine methylation. Gene Ontology annotation, cellular component: cytoplasm; cytosol. The transcript has 6 exons. The coding region runs from base 127 to 924 and encodes 265 amino acids. The record is from RefSeq and is a predicted model, not a curated record. Gene Ontology annotation, molecular function: protein-lysine N-methyltransferase activity. NCBI's taxonomy places the organism in Eukaryota, Metazoa, Chordata, Aves, Passeriformes, Fringillidae.
ACGGCGUUGUCUGCAAAAACAGAACAAGUCUGGAGGAGCCGAGAAAGGUCAGCUCUGUGAGCCAACAGAAUCCAGCUCUCUGUUUCGUGUGGAGUGACGGUCACUGCGGUAUUUGGCUCUUUUGCCAUGAUCUCUGCACAGCAGCCACCAUUCCCCAAUCAAAUUCAAAGAACAAUGGACUGCCAAUCUGAGGAGGAAGAAACCUGUGAAGAGCAGUAUGACUCUGAAAACUGCACUUGCAGCUCUGAGCAUGCAGCAUCUGACACAGGCUCACCAGUAACUCUUAAAAUACUGCAGAACUGGGUUCCUAGAGUUUCACACUACUUUGAUAAGGAGCACUACACGUACGUUGGCCACCAGAUUGUCAUUCAGGAGUCUAUAGAACACUUUGGAGCUGUGGUAUGGCCAGGGGCACUGGCUUUAUCUCAGUAUCUGGAAUCAAAUCAAGAACAAUUCAACCUCAAAGACAAAAAGGUUUUGGAAAUUGGUGCUGGAACAGGCUUGCUUUCCAUUGUGGCCUGUAUCUUAGGGGCUCAUGUUACAGCUACUGAUUUGCCUGAAGUUCUUGAAAAUCUCUCAUAUAAUAUUUCAAGAAAUACACAGAACUUGAAUAUGCACAAACCUGAAGUGAGAAAACUGGUAUGGGGAGAAGGCCUCAAUGAAGACUUUCCUAUGUCAACUUACCAUUAUGAUUUCAUACUGGCAACUGAUGUUGUGUACCAUCAUGGAGCUCUGGAUCCCCUGCUAGCAACAAUGGUGUACUUUUGUAAGCCAGGAACAGUAUUACUCUGGGCAAAUAAAUUCAGAUUCAGUACAGACUACGAAUUUUUAGAAAAAGUUUGCAGUGUAUUUAACACAACCAUCCUAGCAGAAUUUCCAGAAUCAAAUGUCAAGCUGCUUAAAGCCACAGCAAGAAAGAAUUAAAGAGAAAACUAUUAAUGAUCUCGAUUUAGCAGCAGCACCUCACAGAUUGGAAUGCUUUCCAAGAUUAUGUUGCACCAUCUGUGCAUUUAUGGUUGUAAAGUUGCAGUUGCAUCUAAGUUUUGCAUUGCAAGUAGAAAAAAACCCAGCAAGGCAAAAGACAUAGCAGUUUGUCUCUGCUUGAUAAAUAUGACCUGUUCAAAUUGACCAACUCCCCUCCACUGAAGGAACAACAUUAGUAAGAAAGCUUUAACAAAAAGCAUUGAUCUUCUGGGCUGCACU